This is a messenger RNA of Mobula hypostoma (lesser devil ray), 8307 nucleotides long. It is a transcript of the gene tmem62, whose product is annotated as transmembrane protein 62. Lineage: Eukaryota; Metazoa; Chordata; Chondrichthyes; Myliobatiformes; Myliobatidae. Gene Ontology annotation, molecular function: hydrolase activity. Bases 2103 to 4034 code for a protein of 643 amino acids. The transcript is spliced from 14 exons. The record is from RefSeq and is a predicted model, not a curated record.
UUAAACUUUAAUUUGCAAAUCAAAGCUGAGACAAUCAGAAAGCUAGUAGCUGACUGCCUGUCGAGGCUUGCACACAGCAUUUUUUAUAGCAAUUUUCCUUUCUUAGCCACGUCAUCAUAUCCAAUCGGCCUGUGAUUACAUAUCAUCAAUAUAUCCGCUCUCGACUUUCCACUAUUGUUUUAUUCCCCAACUUAAUUAUGUCCUAGUUUACAUUUUAGACCAUAUGUCUUCUCAUCCCUAACCACAGUUAUUUCUUAAUUAAUCUUGCAUCGACAUACUACCGCAUAUUUCAUCAUCUUACCUGCCACCGUUAUCUUUCUACUUGGUUUCAUUCUAGUUCUCUUCAUGAAUUAAUAGCAAACAGGUCAAAAGUCAUGGCUACAUAGUGAGUACCUUCUAAUGAGCUAACAGUGGUUACAUAGAGAAUAUUGUAGAGAAUACAAUGUGUGCAUUUGAGUAAAUACUGUAACACAUUUGAGUAAAUACUGUAAUACAUAGAAAAUGUGUGCAUUCGCAUUUUCCAAUAGUAUCAAGCCACUCUUUGUGACGAACACUGUAGGAUCCCCAUCCAGAGUACAUUUUUAUCCACUGAGACAACCAUUGUUUCUUCCAAGUAUUUUUCAUCAACUGGGCACAGUUUGGAGGUGGUGAUCAGGAUAGUCCUUAACCAUAUUUUAACUUGGUGCUCUGUGACCUAAUGGACUAUGGAGAUAAUGUUCAGAGCUGACUAGAAAACCUCAGACUCCUUUCGGCAUUACUGAAAUGCACCUGAAAGGUAGGAAUCACAUUUUAAAAUUCCUGAUGAAGAGUCUCAGCCUGGAAUGUCAACUCCUCAUUCCUCUCCAUAGAUGCUGCCUGAACUGCUGAGUUCCUCCAGCGUUUUGUGUGUUGCUCUGGAUUUCCAGCAUCAGCAGAAUCUCUUCUGUUUAAAAUUUCUGAUUAUGUAAUUUGCAGAUGAAACUUUGGUAUGAGUUGUUGAUCCCACCUCUCCCGAAAGUUCCGGGAGUCUCCUGCAUAUUAAUCGUGGCUCCCUGAUGCCCACAAAUUAUAUACAAUAUCACGGAAAUCAAUUUUUUUGACAGCGAGUGAGAGAAAGCAAGAGAGAGCACAAGAGCGACCACGAGAGAGAGAGAGCAAGAGCGCGCCAUGGCAGUGUUCCAAAAAAAUAUAUAAAACGUACUUCACCCCAGACUACCCUAAAGUGUACCCCUGCCUAAUAGGAGUCAAAAUAAUGACAGUGUUGCUUCCUGCACUGUUUGCAACAGUGACUUUUCUAUUGCCCACGGUGGGUUAAGAUUGUAAAAGACAUGUUGAGGUGAGUUUAACAGGUGUCAUUCGUUUAUUAGCAUAGCUAACGUUAUUUAAACUAGCCGGCUAGCAGCUAAGGAGCUACUCUACCCGCAAAUUGAUGGUGCGACCUCCCUGAAAUGAGUUUUUGCAGGGUGGGAUGUCUGUGUUGAGGCAGAGAGAGGAUGGUGACAGUAGUGACAAUAUUAGUUCUGAACAUUCACAGCUAUGGGAACAGGUAAUGUAUUAGGAAGAUUAUCAAAUGGGGCUGUACCAGUUGAGUAAAGAAUAAAAAUACGGCAAUCACACUCUUGGAUGUGGACUGCACGCCUCAAACAUCCAAGGAAACUUGAAAAAUACAUUUGCUGGCAAAUUUCUGUUCUACAGAUUUCAAUCACAUUCUGCUGCUGGGAUGCAGGGAGUGUCAAACGUAUUGAGGACGCAGAAUUCCUACAUUGCAUUCAGAAAUUUUUAAGCUGGUACGCCGCAGGCCCAAGGAAUGGUGGGGGUGAGGAGAUAAUUCUAAUAUUUAGUUUCAGGGAAAGGGGCUGGGCGGGUGAGAGGAGGAUCCAUACCCGCCUUUAAUCCCAAAGCGCACUUCUGCCGAGCCCCGGACGCUAUAGGCUGCUCCAGAUGACGCGAACAGCUUGGCAGAAACAGGAUUGCCGCAGGUGGAAGGCCGCCCCUUCAAGCGGUGCUUCACAGACGGUUCCCCGGUGGGAGGGCAGGCCUUGCCGCUGUGGGUGGGGCUGCUGUCAGCAGCGUGGUCCAGUCUCUCCUCAACCUGGGCGAGGACGCCAAGCCGGUCGUUAGGGAUGUUCGCCCUGUUCAGCGCGCUGAUCGCAGCCGGCCUCCUGCUGGCCUGCCUCACCGGCUACAUGCUGGAAAACUACACGGUGCAGCUGCGGCCGCGCGGUGGAACCGGCCAACACUCGCGAGGAGAGCAGCCUCCGUACCCGGCUGGGGGCAUGGACAACAUCUUCUGGUUCCUGCAGGUGUCUGACAUCCACAUCAGUAAGUUUGUCGAUUCCCAAAGAGCCCCUGACUUUCAGAAAUUUUGCACGGAGACUAUUGAUGUAAUUAAGCCAGAAAUCGUUUUCGUCACAGGAGAUCUGACAGAUGCCAAAGAAAGGAACAGGAUAGGAUCUCGUCAAUAUGAGAUUGAGUGGCAAACCUAUCAGACUAUUUUGAAGAAAUCCAGAGUUUUGGAAAAGACCAAGUGGAUUGAUAUCAAAGGAAACCAUGAUGCUUUCAAUAUUCCGUCACUUGAGAGUGUCAAUAACUACUACAGGAAAUAUUCAGCAUUUAAAAGGGAAGGUUCCUUCCAUUAUGUAUACCAGACUCAUUUCGGAAAUUACUCCUUCAUCUGUGCCGAUGCCACUCCAAGCCCUGGCCCCAAAAGACCAUUCAAUUUCUUUGGGUUGUUGAAUCAGAACAAGAUGGCUGAAUUAUCAAAGCUAGCUUCUGAAGCAGUCCACAGUAAUCAAACCAUUUGGUUUAGCCAUUAUACUACUUCCACAAUCAUCUCGGCAUCUCCUGGAAUACGGCGAAUCAUGAGUUCUGCCAUUGCAUACCUCUGUGGACAUCUCCAUACACUAGGUGGCUUCAUGCCUGUUCUACACAGCAGGCAUGAGCACGGGACACUCGAACUGGAGCUGGCUGACUGGAUGGACAACCGGAGGUACCGUGUUUUGGUGUUUGACCAUGAUCUAUUUAGCUUUGUGGAUCUGAAAUUCGACAAGUGGCCUGUAAUUGUCAUCACUAAUCCAAAAUCCACUCUAUAUAGUAGCCCUGUACAUGAACCGCUGGGAAAGAUCAAGCACUCUACACACAUCAGGGUCCUAGCCUUCUCCCCAGCUCAAGUCACUUCAGUUCUCAUCAAAAUUGAUGGUGUCUUAAUAGGCAAUGCAGUCCAUAUCGAAGGUCCACUUCAUACAUUGCCCUGGAAGGCCAAGGAUUACAGUAAAGGAAUGCAUUUCAUUGAAGUCCAAGCACAGGACAAAGCUGGACGAACCACAAUUAUAGGCCAUAAGUUUACAAUGGAAGAGGUUGAGCUGCUCACUUUUGACAUUAUGGCUUCAUUCAUCCUCCAGUCUUCUCACUACAUCAUGCUCAGAGUUAUCUUUAUUUUGGUCCUUCUGGCUAAUAUCCUUGUAAUCAUUGUCUUCCGAUACCUGACGAAGCCACAGCUUAAAGAGAGCCCUGGUUUCUUCACUCUUGCGAACUUUUCAUUCCAUGUAUUCUCUAAGACCAACGUACUGUAUUAUCCCGUCUUGCUGUUCACGUGCUACAUAGCAGUGGGGCCCUGGUUCAUCGGUGAGAUAGUUGAUGGCUACUUUGGAGCUUGCUUUGUCUUUGGUAUCGUAGUUGACGGUCACUUCUUGGAGGGAAGUCUGACUUUUUUCAUUGGAAUCCUUCAGCUGACAUUUUUUAACAUUCCGCUGAUCUGCUACCUGUGCUGGUGCCUGCUUCUUCGCUGCCGAGGGGCCUUCUUCCGGUCCCACAUCAAAUACACUGGAUGGAUCCGUUCUGUCUCCAUGCACAUCAUCAUGAUGGGACUUCUUGGAUGGCAAGUCUAUGCCUGCUACUUCCUGCAGAAAACCUAUGGAACGGUUGCCUUUUUCCUUUCUCCAGUGAGGACAUGGUCAGUGAUUUUGGCUCUGGUACUUGUAUGCAAGGCCUGGAAUCUCAAUAACUCUGCCAUCAGAACGUUUAAAGCUGAAAUGAAGAAUUGCCCCUACUCUUGAUGGCUUUUGGGAGGACAGCAAGAGUUUAAUACUCACCCAUCAAACUUCAUAACACCCCAUCGUAUCUUUUCGAAUGCAACAUAAACAUUGAAUUCACGUGGGUGACUGAAAAGUAUUGCAAAGCUACUGCUCCUUUAGCCAUUUUUGUCAAAAUGCAAACACGGUUUAAUUCAGGAAUCAUUCUGCAAACUGGUUAAAAUGGAAAUGAUACUCAUAAGACUGCUGGAAAUCAGCUGAUUUUUUUUGUUACAGGGCCCUUACUAGGUGGAAGACAAAGUGUUUGCUUCCUUUCUACAGGCAUUCAUUCACACUAGAGCUGGGUGUGAAUUCAAUAAGGUAGCUGCUGCCAGCCUUGAUCUCAACAUCAGUUUUCAAGAACAACCAGUGACAUAAAAUGGUCAUGUGAAGAGUAUUGAACAAAAUUUUAAACAUUUUACAAAAUAAUUGUGCAUUACUCUGUAAUUCAUCUGAAUAAUUUAAGAAAUGCAGCUUCACUGUAGAAGAGAAGAAUAUUUUGGAUGCUGGGAAUCUGAAAUAACAUGAAAUAGAAUUGCACAGUAAGCAAGACAGCAUCAACUUGAGAUAUUUAGCCUAUUUUUCUCUGACUGAGCAAGUGCUGUCCUGCCAGAUGUGACCUUUUUAGGUGAGAUAUUAACCCAAGACUGUGCCAGCCUUCUCCAAUAGACAAAAAGUGCAUCAAGGAGUAAGGGAAUUUGACAAAGUGUCCUGGUCAAUAUUUAUGCCCAAACUUUAAAAGUAACUAAUUGGUAGUAAUGUAAUUAGUGACCAGGAGAUCCUGCGUUUCAUAAAUCAGCUGUCUCAUUUUCUGCACUAUAUCAAUAAGUAUUCUUGAAAGCUACUUCAGUGGCUGAGAUCCAGAGUAAUACUGUACAAGUCUCCACAAAUACUAUUUUACUUACUGUGUUUGCAGACUACUGUAUUUUUGAUUGUAAAUUGUUUGAGCUGUACCUAAACUGUGAUUGCCAGAUGAACUGCAAAUGUUCAGUGUUAAACCCCUGCCGCCACUUUUCUCGCCCCACACCAUUAGUGGUGAUUAUUGCACAUGUCCUGUUCUUGCUGUUCCAGCAGCAAGUGGAGAAAAGGAUGCUGCUAGGGGUACACCCAGGUCAGGGCAACAGUCAGUAAAAUUUGGAUUUCUGGCUGGGAUUUCAUGGAAUUCAAACUCUAGAUUCUGGAAAUAAAAUAAAGCCAUAUAAUACCGGAAACUCUCAGUAGGCAGGGCUGCAUCUUUUGGAAGAGGGAGCUAACAUAUCAGGUUAAAACCCCUUUCCAGUUCUGGGAAGGAGAGAAAAGAACUGAGGGGGUGUGGGGUGGGGGGAAAGUAAUGUUUAUGAUAUGGUAAAACCUGAGUGACCAUGUGGAUAAACUAAACAAGGUUCUCUGGUCAGAGUAAAUGGGAGUAGAGUGCGAAUGGAGAAGUAGAAUGUGGUAGAACACAACAGAUGCGGAUCAAACAUCUGCCUGAUCUACCUUCACUCCCAGAGGGAGAUAAAGCAAGCUGAGCAAUAUCCCAGGUGGAUGACUGAUACAGACUGAUCAAGCAGGUUACUUGAAGUUGGAGAAUUCAAUAUUGAGUCUAGAGGGCUUCCCCGACAGAAGACUGGGGAGUGGGGAAUGAAAAGUAGUCAAGAUAGCAGUGAGAGUCAGUAAGCUUGUGAAUAAAGUUAGUAGCUAGCCUAUCAUCUGAGAUGGAAAUACAAUUGAAGUCAGAAGUUUACAUACACCUUGGCCAAAUAUAUUUAAACUCAGUUUUUCACAAUGCCUGACAUUUAAUCCUAGAAAAAGUUCCCUGUCUUAGGUCAGUUAGGAUCACUAUUUUAUUUUAAGAAUAUGAAAUGUGAGAAUAAUAGUAGAGGGAAUGAUUUAUUUCAGCUUUUAUUUCUUUCAUCACAUUCCCAGUGGGUUAGAAGUUUACAUACACUUUGGUAGCAUUGCCUUUAAAUUAUUUAACUUGGGUCAAAUGCUUUGGGUAGCCUUCCACAAGCUUCUCACAAGAACUGGUGUAACUGAGUCAGGUUUGUAGGCCUCCUUGCUCACACACGCUUUUUCAGUUCUGUCCACAAAUUUUCUAUCAGAUUGAGGUCAGGGUUUUGUGAUGGCCACUCCAAUACCUUGACUUUGUUGUGCUUAAGCAAUUUUGCCACAACUUUGGAGGUAUGCUUGGGGUCAUUGUCCAUUUGAAAGACCCAUUUGCAACCGAGCUUUAACUUCCUGGCUGAUGUCUUUAGAUGUUGCUUCAAUAUAUCCACAUAAUUUUCCUUCCUCAGGAUGCCAUCUAUUUUGUGAAGUGCACCAGUCCCACCUGCAGCAAAGCACCCCCACAACAUGAUGCUGCCACCCCCACGCUUCACGGAUGGGAUGGUGUUCUUCGGCUUGCAAGCCUCACCCUUUUUCCUCCAAACGUAACGAUAGCCAUUAUGGCCAAACAGUUCAAUUUUUGUUUCAUCAGACCAGAGGACAUUUCUCCAAAAAGUAAGAUCUUUGUCCCCAUGUGCACUUGCAAACUGUAGUCUGGCUUUUUCAUGGCACUUUUGGAGCAGUGGCUUCUUCCUUGCUGAGCAGCCUUUCAGUUUAUUUCGAUAUAGGACUCGUUUUACUGUGUAUAUAGAUACUUGUCCACCUGUUUCCUCCAGCAUCUUCACAAGGUCCUUUGCUGUUGUUCUGGGAUUGAUUUGCACUUUUCACGCCAAAGUACGUUCAUCUCUAGGAGACAAAAUGCACCUCCUUCCUGAGCAGUAUGACGACUGCGUGGUCCCAUGGUAUGUAUACUUGCGUACUAUUGUUUGUACAGAUGAACGUGGUACCUUCAGGCGUUUGGAAAUUGCUCCCAAGGAUGAACCAGACUUGUGGAGGUCCACAAUUUUUUUUCUGAAGUCUUGGCUGAUUUCUUUUGAUUUUGUUUGUAAACUUCUGACCCACUGGAAUUGUGGUAUAGUCAAUUAAAACUGAAAUAAUCUGUCUGUAAACAAUUGUUGGAAAAAUUACUCAUGUCAUACACAAAGUAGAUGUCCUCAACAUCUUGCCAAAACUAUAGUUUGCUAAUAUGAAAUCUGUGGUGUGGUUAAACAAUGAGUUUCAACCUAAGUGUAUGUAAACUUCUGACUUCAACUGUAGAUGCAGAAAAGGACAGGAAGAAUCAGAUACUGACUGGGUGAAAUUUGGCAGCAGAAGUAAUAAUAUAGAGUUAGACCUUCUCCCUGUAUCCCUUCAUGCCCUGACCAAUCAAGAAUCUAUCAAACUGCCUUAAAUAUACAUACAGACUUGGCCCCCACAGCUGCCUGCGACAAAGAAUUCCACAGAUCCACCACUCUCUGGCUAAAGAAAUUCUUCCUCAUCUGUGCUAUUCCGAGGCUGUGUUCUCUGGUCUUGGACUCUCCCACCAUAGGAAAUAUCCUCUCCACAUCCACUCCGUAGGCCUUUCACCAUUUGAUAGGUUUAAAUAAGGUCACCCCUCUUGUAUUCUAGUGAACUCUAGUAGAGUUCUGCAUUUGUAAAGAAAGCAGAACUGAUAGAGUGGAAUUUGGUUAGGGCUGAAAUUGUUCCGUGUACAUACUGAUCACAACCCAAGAAAGUGCAGAGCACGUGUGUGCUGACACGUGGCAUUGUGUGCAGAUCUGAAUAUGUGAACAGUGUGUCGAAAAAUAUUAAAUAGUGUGAACAUAACCUGUGUGGCUCUGAAUUGUGAAAAGUGGAAUUUCAGACUCUGGUUUCUGUCUUUGUCAGACAUCUACCUGUGAAAUUGUUUUCUUAAAGAAAAAAAAGAACGCCAUAAUAUAUUCAGUGGGAGUAGAGGACACACAGUUUGAUUGUAUUUUUUGAUGUUCUCACUAGCUGACUGCUCCCAUUCACCCAAUCAACAGGUAACUUUGUUUAAAGCUUAUCCCAUGGUCAACACCCAUUUUACUCUAUCAGAAUCAUUCCCUGUUCCCUGUUCCCACUGUUCCUGCAGCUUAACAACUUCCUUUUCUCUCCUUCCCAAUUCUGAUUAUCUUUGUUUCUCUUCUUACAAAAGUACCCUGAUCUGCUGAGUGUUCAGCAUUUUUUGUUUUGAUUUGAGGUUGCACAGAUGUGGCCUGCUCCACCGGUGGGAUAUGCUUCCAGAGCAUUUCCCAGUCCGCCAACUCUCUGAGACAAACCGGCUGAAAGAGAACAUCUGGUCCUCAACAGGAGCUACAACACUACUUUGAUCUGCAUUUUGUUCAAAAAUUGAAUGUGCCCAACCUUUUGUGCCCAAAAUGAUUGUUAAUAAAAA